AUGGCGGCGGACCAGCUGGACCGGUACGCGCAGUGGCUCGCCGGCCAGGGCCCAGUGCCCAGCGCCACCCGCGGCGUGGCGGCCGGGGCGGAUCCGCUCUUCCUCGGAGAGUGCCCGGAGCAGAGGGCGGCCCGGACCGAGGAGCACCUGCGGCAGUUCGCAGUGCUGCUGGAGUUCGAGCGGCUGCUGGCCACCGUGCCGCCAGGGGUGUACGUCAUGCCCGAUUUCGACUCCGUGCUGUCGUGGCACGGCGUCAUCUUCCCAAGGCAGGGCCUGUACCGGGGCGCGGUGUUCAAGUUCAGGAUCCAGUUGCCCGAGGACUACCCAGCCUCACCGCCAGAGCUCGCAUUCCUCUCGGACGUGUUCCACCCCAUGGUCGAGCCCGGCACAGGGCGCGUGGCCCGGGAGGCUCUGUUCCCGGAGUGGCGCGCCGGCCGAGACUUCGCGUCCUCGGCGCUGCCCUUCCUGUUCAAGAUGCUGCUGCGGCGUGAGUUCUUUUCACCGCAGGGGAGGGCGACGCUCAACCCCGAGGCAAAAGACCUCUUCCUCGCCGACCCUGCUGCCUUCGCGGACAGGGCCGCCGAGUGCGCAGGCCAGAGCCUCAGCAAGGUCCAGGACGGAUGCCAGUUCAUGUUCCAGUUUGCCAGCUGGCCUGCGGACGCGCUGGAUAGCAUCGUGGAGACGCUGCGGGGCGUGGAGCCUGAGGGCACGCUGGAGACCAGGAAGGCCAUGUUCGUGGACUGGUUCUGCGACCGGUACUCUACAGGCCAGGAGUGGCCUGCGCCCCCACCCGCCGCCAGCUCUUGA
This is a messenger RNA of Prorocentrum cordatum, 807 nucleotides long. NCBI's taxonomy places the organism in Eukaryota, Dinophyceae, Prorocentrales, Prorocentraceae. The record is from the annotation of a GenBank genome assembly.